GGACGCCGGAGACAGCCGCGGCCGCGAAAUCCUUGAGCGCGGCGGAGGCGGGACUUCGUGUGGCCCCUCCUUCGCCUCCCUUCCCAGAGUGGUCGGGAGGGGGUCCCGGCGUCCGGGACUUGUCCAGUGUGGGGGAGGGUCCCGGACGCCGGGGUCAGAGGCAGGGACAGAUUCAGGACACUGGGGUCUGGUCCUGAGUAAAGGAGGCCCCACUGCCCCUGGGUCCUCCAAGCCUGCUUCAGUUUGCCUUCGCAAGUAAACGGGGCUGGACCCUCCCCUUUGGCCCCGGAGUGCUUGAAGUCUGGUCCCAUCCUGGUCCCAAUGCACUGCUCUUUGUGGCCUCCUUUCACCAGCCGUCUGCCUGUCGCCAUGCUGUCCCUGUGCCUGUGCCGGUCGUGGCCCCGCAGCCCUCCCUCCCGGCUAUUCUCAGCGACCACCGGGCAGCGGUCUGGCCCCAGGAACUACUAUGAACUGUUAGGGGUGCACCCUAGUGCCAGCACUGAAGAAGUUAAACGAGCUUUCUUCUCCAAGUCCAAAGAGCUGCACCCUGACCGGGACCCAGGGAACCCGACCCUGCACAGCCGCUUUGUGGAGCUGAGUGAAGCAUACCAGGUGCUCAGCCGGGAGCAGAGCCGCCUCAGCUAUGAUCGCCAGCUCUGCUCAGCGGCGUCUCCAAAGUCCCCAGGAGCCACAGCCCAUCCCGGGUCUGCUCAAGCGCACAGGAGCUCCUGGGAACACCCCAAUGUACAAUACUGGGCCCAGUUUCACGGUGUGAGGUCUCAGGGACCAGAGUCGAGGCGGCAGCAGCACAAACACAACCAGCGGGUUCUGGGUUACUGCCUCCUGAUCAUGUUGGCAGGCAUGGGCCUGCAUUAUGCUGCUUUCAGGAAGCUGGAGCAGGUCCACCGCAGCUUCAUGGAUGAAAAGGAUCGGAUCAUCACAGCCAUCUACAAUGACACACGGGCCCGGGCCAGGGCCAACAGAGCCAAGCUCCAGGAGCGAUUGCAGAGCCAGCAGCUGCAACCCCGACCUGGAGAUCCAGGGAUUGUGCCUCCCGGCACAGGCGCGGACAGCGGCCCUGGAGCGGCCCACUAGGACGGGGCCUGCGCUGUGUUCCCUCCUCGCCACCCCGCGGGACGCCUCACUCCCCAAAACGCGUGCAAUAAAAUGAUUCUCAGAGA
Molecule: messenger RNA, 1181 nt
Organism: Suricata suricatta (meerkat)
Lineage: Eukaryota; Metazoa; Chordata; Mammalia; Carnivora; Herpestidae
Gene: DNAJC4
Product: DnaJ heat shock protein family (Hsp40) member C4
Exons: 6
Coding region: 322-1095 (257 amino acids)
Source: RefSeq, a predicted model, not a curated record